UACCCCUUCCAAAGUGAGAGGAUGGACCUUGGUUCGUUCAAAUCAUUGUCAUCACAAUCUAUCAAUGAAAUUCAUUGCGCCUAGCCACUGAAAGCUCUCCCAACGGUAUAAUAAAUUCAUUAAAAGAACAUUGUGCUGUGCAGUGUUAACGAGACCUUAAAAAAAUCCAUGAAAAUCCACGGAUGCAACCUCCAAAGAUGAACGAGUGAUAACGAAUGAUACGGACAGCCACCGAAUGAUAAAGACCGAUAACUCAAAUAAAAUCGGAGUAAAAUGUCAAAGGAGAGUCCCAUCCACCAGGAUAAUCCGACUCAGGAUUUACCCCUAGACUCCUCAUCAAAUCCACCAAUUAAUUGUCUUCCAAAUUUUCCAAGACUCGACAUCACCACCUUCCCUACCCUAGACUCAUCAAAUGACUCACGAUCAUCUUCCUCGAGAAUUCCCGCAUACGCCAGCAGAUCAGUGAGAUUCCACCCCCCACCGAUAGAUCUAUCAAAUCAACUGGACAUGACUGACAGGGAGUACAUCGUGGUGGAUCCAUCAAACCAGGCCAAUGCCCUCAGAAGAAACUACAGCGAUUCCUUUGAGGUAUCUGAUACCCAGGCAGCCGCGAUAUCCUCCGAGGAGGAGUUGACCUGCAAUUCCACCUCAAAUAUCGACCAGGAAUUAUCAAUCGAUGUGACUGAUGGAGCAUCAACACCGAAUCACACGUCUGCCAGUGCCUCAACACUGAGUUCAGACGACGAUAAAAGAUACUGUUGGGUUUGCUUCGCCACUGAUGAGGACGAUGCAACAGCCUCGUGGGUAAAGCCCUGCCACUGUCGAGGUACAACAAAAUGGGUGCACCAGGGGUGCAUCCAGCGAUGGGUCGACGAGAAACAGAAGGGAAGAGCUCGGGCGUACGUCGCCUGUCCCCAAUGCAACACAGAGUACAUAAUUGUUUAUCCCAAUAUGGGACCCCUGGUUGUCAUUCUGGAUACGAUAGAUGGAGUUAUAUUUCGUGUAUGCCCAUUCAUAGCAGCUAGCAUCGUCGUAGGCUCAAUUUACUGGACAGCCGUGACGUAUGGAGCUGUCACAGUGAUGCAAGUUGUUGGACACAAGGAUGGAUUAACCAUGAUGGAACAAGCCGAUCCCCUAGUGCUAUUGGUUGGUUUACCAACAAUUCCAAUUAUGCUUGUACUUGGAAAAAUGCUCAGGUGGGAGGAUCAGGCACUCAGUUUACUGAGAAGACAUGCCUGCAAAGUACCUGUUCUCAGGCAUUUUUUACCUAGCACUUAUGCCAGUGACGACAGAAUGCAAUCGAACGAUGUACCACCGAUGUCAGACCCUGUGUCUGCAACUAGAGUUCUAUGUGGAGCUCUGUUGCUACCAACAAUUGCCAGCAUUUGUGGGAGAAUAUUUUUUGAGAGUAUCAAUUCGAAUUUUCAACGCACUUUACUUGGGGGAAUUGCCUUCAUCACGAUCAAGGGGGCGUUUAAAAUUUAUCACAAACAGCAACAGUAUGUGAGACAGUGCCAGAGACGAAUUAUGGAUUACACUGAGAGCAAUGUCGCAAUGUACAGAAGACAACAGAAUUCAGAGAACAGUCAGACUAGCUAAAUUAUGAGAGCGCGGAUAUAAUUUUUUUAAAUCAUUUUGAAAUUGAGUGUUGGGGGGUCUAGAUCAGUUGUAACGACUCGGAUUAUUUAUUAUUAACGAUUGGACAGUUGAUGUAGAGGGCAAUUAUCGGUACGGGAAUUUUUAUUCUUUGUUCUAGAGACAAUUUAUCUGUUUAUCAUAUUAUAAUCGUUUCGUACAACUCGGAUGACGACGGAAUGGAUAAAGGGGGACUCGAUUUGCGAUUUUAUUAUCGUUAUUAUAGGCCUCCGCAUUGUAAGGACAUUGAGUAGUCUAUUCAUAUCCCGCGGGAGGUAAAUAGAAAUUGCUCCUUCCAUUUCCAAGGAAUGGAGAAUUUGUUAAUGCGCGGGAUUUUAUUGCUAACUGAAUUCGUGAUGAUGAAUUUUAUUUUAUGAUAAAAAUGUAGAUAAUGGAAAUAAAUUUCAGCUUGGU
This is a messenger RNA of Fopius arisanus, 2049 nucleotides long. Its product is annotated as E3 ubiquitin-protein ligase MARCH5. Gene Ontology annotation, cellular component: mitochondrial outer membrane. The coding region runs from base 274 to 1599 and encodes 441 amino acids. The transcript has 2 exons. Lineage: Eukaryota; Metazoa; Arthropoda; Insecta; Hymenoptera; Braconidae. Gene Ontology annotation, biological process: protein polyubiquitination; regulation of mitochondrial fission. The record is from RefSeq and is a predicted model, not a curated record. Gene Ontology annotation, molecular function: ubiquitin protein ligase activity; zinc ion binding.